AUGAAUGGUCCAGAAUUCGGUAACUCGGGAGUAUUCGUAAUGUUUUGUAGCCAUUGUGGCAUUGGGGAUGCUCAAGAGAGUAUCUGCGAUAAUUGUGUGGCAGAAAAAGAUGUAAACGAAGUGAUAAAGCGCUAUUUUCAUUGUGGCUAUCCUUAUGACGCUAUUGUGGGUCUUCUCAAAAAACGAGAAGGACUUCAAAUGUGCGUGCGAACACUGAAGAGACGUCUGAGAUGUCUCGGGUUAAAAAGGAAGGGCAAUGCAAAGAUAAUGGACGAUUCAGAGAUAAGAAAUGUCAUUCGUGAAGAAAUGGAAGGCCCCGGAAGUUUAUCAGCUUACAGAAGUAUUUGGCACGCCCUGCGAUUACGGCACCAUGUUCAUGUUCCACGUAAUUUGGUCGCAAAAAUAAUGAAGGAAAUUGAUCUUGAUGGGGUAGAGGAGAGGAGAUCUCGAAGGUUAAAGAGAAGAACGUUCAGCUCAAAAGGAGCCAAUGCAUCGUGGCAUUUUGACGGAUAUGACAAACUCAAACCUUAUGGUUUCCCUAUUCAUGGUGCAGUGGAUGGCUUCAGUAGAAGAAUUUUAUGGUUAGAAGUAACCCGGUCUAACAAUGACCCUAAAGUGGUUGCAGCCUUCUACUUAAAACAAGUAAAGGAACUAGGUGGUUACCCUUUGCUACUGGUGACUGAUUGUGGCUCAGAAAACGGUAUUGCAGCUUCUAUUCAGUGCAUGUUUCGUACCAUUAUGAUCAAGAUGAACUGCCAGCUUCUUCAGGAUGACUUGGACAAAGUGAAGAUCAUUGGAAUAGUCAAAAGAUUUCCAAGUCUCCAUAUAGUUCUGUUCAUGGGGUACCAGAUGUUAUGUACUUCCUACCAGAAUAUCAUAGACAUGAAGAAUGUCUAG
Messenger RNA from Pocillopora verrucosa, 897 nucleotides. NCBI's taxonomy places the organism in Eukaryota, Metazoa, Cnidaria, Anthozoa, Scleractinia, Pocilloporidae. The record is from RefSeq and is a predicted model, not a curated record.